Molecule: messenger RNA, 1161 nt
Organism: Protobothrops mucrosquamatus (brown spotted pit viper)
Lineage: Eukaryota; Metazoa; Chordata; Lepidosauria; Squamata; Viperidae
Product: aprataxin and PNK-like factor
Exons: 5
Biological process (GO): double-strand break repair
Cellular component (GO): nucleus; site of double-strand break
Molecular function (GO): 3'-5' exonuclease activity; protein binding; DNA-(apurinic or apyrimidinic site) endonuclease activity
Source: RefSeq, a predicted model, not a curated record
GUUACAGAUAAAAAAGUUUCCAGGAAGCAUGCUACUCUGAAAAUAGUUGGUGACCAGCUUAGCAUCAAACCGGUCCAUGUGAACCCUUGUUUUUACUGGCCUGUUGAAGAUGACCAACUAUUUCCACUGGAUAGAGAUAAGUGGCAUCAGUUGUGUCCAGGUGACAGUUUUUCUCUGUUAGUAGACAAAUACAUUUUCAAGGUUCUGCGUACUUCACUGGAAAAGGAAAGCCUGCUAAGGGAAAAUGGUAAUCUCUGUGUAGAAGACCUACCAGAUCAAAUCCCUACAACUCUGCAGUCAACCAUGAUGUCUCACAGUCAGCCUUCAGAACAAUCAACAAUCCCUUCUAACAAAAAACAGCUUCCAGAAGUACAUUCACUUGUGGAAAACGCAACCGAAAUCCCAGAGAAGUUUACUCUUCCUAAAAAAGAAGAAUCAAGGCCUGCUCAGCGAAAAAGACAGCUUCCAGAAUGGAUGCUGCCAACAGAUCUAAUGGCUUCAACUCAGUCAACCUCUAAAACUGUUAUUGUUGAAAAUUAUAUAGUAACAAGUGUUCUUGCGGAUGAGAGUGAUGAUGAUGGUGAACCAAAUGAAUACAACUUGAAUGACAGUUUUAUAGAUGAUGAAGAGGAGGAAGAAGAGUAUGAUCCUACUGAUGAAGAUUCUGACUGGGAACCAGAUUGUCAAGACAAUGACGGUGAAGAUACGGACAUGCUUCUCAAAGAAGCACAGAAUUUUGUUAAAACUAAGAACUAACUGCAUUCAAAUAUUUUGAUAGAGUUUAUAAAGUAUCAUUCACCUACAUGAAACAUGUAUCCCAUUAGUUAGUAAUGUCAUUUUUUAAAUAGUGACUUACGUUAAUUUUACUUCAUAAAAUUGGAUUAUGUAUGUAUAUUUUCAAAAUUUCAUGACUCCACAGCUGAUAAUGCUUGUGAAAAGAUCUUAUGUGUUAGGGAGUACACUUAAGAUUGCUGGAUUAAUAUCAUCUUCGUAGUGAUAAAUAGGGCUUUGUGAUUUAAAAUAAUGCUUUCCUAAACUUUGUAUUAAUGCAUUUAAUUGCACAUAUGGAUAAAAAAAUCCAUAUUAGUAAUGGCACUAAUUUGGAUUUCGUUUCAUUUUUUUAUUGUCAGACUGAUAAUAAAACUGUAAAUAGUAACUGCA